Penicillium longicatenatum is the source of this 948-nucleotide messenger RNA. RefSeq lists its product as uncharacterized. The transcript is spliced from 2 exons. Bases 1 to 948 code for a protein of 315 amino acids. Gene Ontology annotation, molecular function: acetyltransferase activity. The record is from RefSeq and is a predicted model, not a curated record. Lineage: Eukaryota; Fungi; Ascomycota; Eurotiomycetes; Eurotiales; Aspergillaceae.
AUGGAAUCCAAAUUCUCAUCAGCUCAAUUAACAAAAUACCUAGCCUACCUGGCCCUCCCCCUAAAGUACGAAUCCUACAUCACCGACCCAACAAGCUUCCCCAAAACAGAAGCAGCAUUAACGGCCCUAUUUCGUUGCCAAAUCACCCGCUUCCCUUAUGACAACCUGACGCUCCAUUACACCGAAACUUCGGUCAUCAAUAUUGCUCCUCUAGCCAUCUAUGACAAGUUCAUGGGAGCGGGCGAGACAUCACCAUCGGGACGAGGGGGCUAUUGUCUUGAAUGCAGUAUCUUCUUCUACCACGUUCUUCUCGGCCUCGGAUUCUCAGUUUAUAUGACCGGUGUACGGAACCGUGAGCGGGUAAAUGGUGUUCCACAGGGUGAAUAUCAGGGAUGGACCCAUAUCGUAAACAUUCUGGAACUUCCCUGUGGACGACAGUAUCAUAUCGACGCAGCGUUUGGCGGAGAUGGACCUACACGGCCCAUACCUCUAAUCUCCGGCUCCACGAUCAAGAGUUUAGGAACACAAGAGUUGCGUCUUAUACACGGGAAUAUCAGCAAACAGUCACGCCCAGCACAGGAAUUGUGGAUAUAUCAGUAUCGCAACAGGGCCGACAAGGAGUGGAACUCGUUCUAUACGUUUGGAGAAUUUGAGUUCUUCCAGGAAGACUUUGCGGUUAUUAAUCGGUACACGAGCUGGGACACUAUUACGAAGAACAAUCAUUGGAUUGUAAAGUUCAUUCGUAGUGGGGAGGUUGCAGGUUUACCCCUUCUUGAAGGUGAGGGUUUUGAUAAUGGAGUUGAAGAGGUUGGGAUAGUUGGGAAGCUUAUGUAUGUGAAUGGGCUUGUCAAGUUGAAUAUGGGCGGGAGGACGAGAGUUAUUGAUUCGUUUGAGACUGAGGAGGAGAAAGUAGCAGGAUUGAAGAAGUGGUUUGGGUUCUCGUUUUGA